CACAUAGUCUGUGGUAUCACUCGCACCAUCUAGGCCAGGAACGAUGAGCACAUUCCUUACCCAUCGAACGUCAUGGAAGAUUGGGGCCGUCGCGGCUUUGACUUUGGCGUAUUUAUAUCGUGCAGGUUUCACGUUCUCCAGCACGAUCUUCCCUUUCCAAACUACCACGCACGACGCCCCCCACGUAGCUGAUAUGUCCACUCAGAAAGCUCUGUACCUCCUCGAGCCGAAAGGCAAGUUUGCCGUACAAGAGCGCGAUAUCCAGGAGCCUGGUCCUGGCGAGGUCCUCGUCGAGAUUCACGCCACCGCGCUCAACCCGGUUGACUGGAAGAUUCAAGCGUUCGACUUCGCCAUCAAGGACUACCCCGCCAUUGUCGGCACGGACUCCGCGGGCAUUGUCAAGAAGGUCGGUGCGGGGGUGACCAACGUCGCGGUUGGCGACAAGGUACUCCACCAGGGAUUCUUUGACAAUCGCCGCGCUACGUUCCAGCAACACACCGUCGUGCCCGCAGAAAUUGUCGCCAAGAUCCCACCCAACCUCAAUUUCGAUCAAGCUUCGACCAUCCCGCUUACACUCGCCACCGCCGCUGUUGGCCUGUACAAUGACAAGAAAGGGGGCGGCAUCGACCUCGACGCUCCUUGGGAGGAGGGCGGCAGCAACAAAUACGCAGGCGAGCCCAUCCUUGUCAUCGGUGGUUCUUCUGCUGUCGGACAGCACGUAAUUCAGUUUGCGAAGAUAUCUGGCUUCUCGCCUAUCAUUACGACGGCUUCGAAGCAGAACGAAGCGUACCUCAAGUCGCUCGGCGCGACGCACGUCAUCGACCGCAAUGCGCCGCUGGCGGAUCUUUCUGCCUCAGUCAAAGCGAUCACGGACAAGCCAGUCAAGGUUGCGUACGACGCGAUCUCGUUUGCCGAUACGCAGAACGCCGCAUACGACGUCCUCGCGUCCGGCGGCAAGUUCGUAGUCGUACUCAACGAAGCAAUCGAGAAGGACAAGAUCACGUCUGACAAGGAGGUUGUGCAUGUGUAUGGCAACGUCCAUAUGCCCGUGAACCGCGAGAUUGGGAAGAGCCUGUAUGCCAAGCUGACGAGCUUGCUCGAGGCUGGCGACAUCAAGCCGAACAACGUCGAAGUUCUCCCUAAUGGACUUGCAGGAAUUCCUGAAGGAUUGGAGAAGCUAAGGAAAGGUGUAAGCGCGCUGAAGCUGGUCGCUCGGCCCCAAGAGACUGCUUGAGGCGCAACUCGGAGCCGGAGAAUAAUAUUAACCAAGGUGUAUUAGUACUGUUUGCAUUUAAUUGCAAUGUGGCGUUGAUAACAAUAAAAUUGUAAA
This is a messenger RNA of Phanerochaete carnosa HHB-10118-sp, 1330 nucleotides long. RefSeq lists its product as uncharacterized. The record is from RefSeq and is a predicted model, not a curated record. The transcript is spliced from 5 exons. The coding region runs from base 44 to 1234 and encodes 396 amino acids. Gene Ontology annotation, molecular function: oxidoreductase activity, acting on NAD(P)H. Lineage: Eukaryota; Fungi; Basidiomycota; Agaricomycetes; Polyporales; Phanerochaetaceae.